This is a messenger RNA of Branchiostoma belcheri (Belcher's lancelet), 1311 nucleotides long. Its product is annotated as phosphatidylserine synthase 2-like. The record is from RefSeq and is a predicted model, not a curated record. NCBI's taxonomy places the organism in Eukaryota, Metazoa, Chordata, Leptocardii, Amphioxiformes, Branchiostomatidae. The transcript is spliced from 11 exons. Gene Ontology annotation, biological process: phosphatidylserine biosynthetic process. Gene Ontology annotation, molecular function: L-serine-phosphatidylethanolamine phosphatidyltransferase activity. The coding region runs from base 1 to 1311 and encodes 436 amino acids.
AUGGGCGACGAGUUUAACUCAACGGAAGUCCACCGUACCGGUGUGUGCGAUCAGUCGGGACAAGUGAGAGACGGCCCCCGCCGAGCAGCACGCAGCGGCUCGGUGACGUCAGAUGACCACGGCAUGCUACCGUUCGAAUUCUUACUGAAGAAGAAACUGGAGUGGAAUUCAGACAGAGUGGAAGAUGGGAGUGGAAGGACCACGUCAUUUCGGGAAGGACUAAUACGCGUAAAAAGCUGCGUCUCAGUGGCAGUGCUUGCGUGUGUUCUGAUCUACUUCGCACUGUUUGUCGAGGCGUCUUCAACAAUUGACAAACACGAUGCCAAAAGGUACAUUGCAAUUUUUGUGACGGUGUUUCUGGUCUCCGCUGUACCCUUCGCUCCCGAUGGACCAUUCAAGUGGCCGCAUCCGGUUUUCUGGAGGCUAUUAUUCUGUCUUUCUGUCCUGUACCAGCUUGGCCUAACCUUACUGUUACUCCAGACAGUGGACCAGAGCAGGCAGUCCUUGAAGUACCUGGAUGAAUCGCUAGGGGAGCCGCUGUCCAGAAAAUCGUACGGCGAAAACUGCACGUUUUGGGACCCCGAGCAUCCGGAGCGAGUAUUGAAAAAGCUUUGGGCUGAAUGUGACAUAUACUGGGCGUCGCACACCCUGGGAUUUUAUUUUAAUGCGUUGGCCCUCCGUGACUACUGGCUUGCCCACGUACUGAGUGUGAUGUUUGAGCUGGUGGAGUACAGCCUGGAACACCACAUCCCAGAGUUUCAGGAGUGCUGGUGGGACCACUGGAUUCUGGAUGUGGUCCUGUGUAACAGUCUGGGGAUCUGGUGCGGUAUGAAGACAUUGGAGUAUCUGGACAUGAGGCUUUACAAUUGGCGUAGCCUAUGGAACGUCCCGGUCUAUCCAAGCAAGAGGACUAGCGACACCUGGAGCCGUAUUUGGCGUUUCAAACGUUGCCUGUGCGUCUUCGCGUUCAUCGCAAGUCUACUGAUCAUGGAGUUGAACGCGUUCUACCUGAAGGCCGUUCUGUGGAUUCCCAUCUCCCACUGGCUGCAGACGCUGCGGUUGGUGCUGUAUCUGGUAGGGGGCGCUGUUGUGUCGCGGCGGGUCUACCGGUACAUGGACGACCCGAAUUGUGAGCACCUUGCCUAUGAAACGUGGAUGGCGUGUCUACUUGUGAUCACGGAGAUCCUGAUCAUCGUCAGGUUCGGCCCGGAUCUGCUGCAGAUCCCGCUCCCGGAUCACGUGCUGCGCUGCUGGAUCGUGGGAUUCGUCUGCCUGAUGUCAUGGGCGGUGUGGAGGUUUUUCAUCAGCUAG